Macrosiphum euphorbiae (potato aphid) is the source of this 654-nucleotide messenger RNA. The record is from the annotation of a GenBank genome assembly. Lineage: Eukaryota; Metazoa; Arthropoda; Insecta; Hemiptera; Aphididae.
AUGGCAACUCCAGCUCAUUCGCCUGAAUCAGACAAUGUUUACGAAAAAGCAUACUCGUUGGUGGUCGAAAUCAAUAGCCAAGUGGCUCAGUUUCGGGAACUACUGGUGCACAUCGGUACGGCUAGAGAUUCUCCGGAAACAAGGGAAAAGAUCCGAAAGUUGAGAAGAGGAUGCGUGGAUACAUGCAAACACACAAGUCAAUUACUCAUACCUCAGAUGAGAGGGUCAAAUUUAGAAUCAUCGCUGUUGGAUCACCCCGAGUUGGCCCUGCUGUUCUACCUGUGCCAGAUGAUGUUACGUGAACUCGGAAAAUGUAGUCGUCUUGUACAGCUCAUACCGAUGGACAUGACCGGAUAUUUCGAAAACCGUGCAGGGCCGUCAAACAUCGGCAACGUCAUUAGCCAAAUACUUUUGUGCAAACAAAUCCAACCGGACUUCAACCAAGAAGAAAUCUGCAGUAUAGCCAAAGACAGUCAAGACCUGGCCAGACUUAUCCAAGACAUGCAAGAAUUCCUUCCACAACAAGACACCGCAGCUGAAAAAAAUGCAGCGUUAGAACCAGAAAACAGCAAAUGGAAACGAAAAGGAAGAAGAAAUUCAAUAUACACCAAUGUCAGCUCAUGCUGUUGUUUUUGUAGGCCAACUUACCUUUGA